Molecule: messenger RNA, 1204 nt
Organism: Drosophila ficusphila
Lineage: Eukaryota; Metazoa; Arthropoda; Insecta; Diptera; Drosophilidae
Product: nucleoside diphosphate-linked moiety X motif 19
Exons: 2
Coding region: 85-1173 (362 amino acids)
Cellular component (GO): mitochondrion
Molecular function (GO): hydrolase activity, acting on acid anhydrides, in phosphorus-containing anhydrides
Source: RefSeq, a predicted model, not a curated record
CAUGUUGUUUUUCUUAGUAUGGCAGUCAAGAUCAAAGGUUUGUUUAAGUGGAUUAAUGAAUUGAAUGGCACUGUACUCUAAACCAUGGGGCCUGCUACUCAAACUGGAUCUUAUAGACCAUCUGCUAGCUUAAUUUUAGCUGCCAAAGAGGAUUCCUUAAGGGAUUACGACUACAGAUUACUUCUGAUUAAACGAACUGAACGCACUUCCUAUGCUCUGAAUCACUGUGUAUUUCCUGGCGGCGUGUUUGAUUCCCAAGAGGAUGAGUCUCCUGAAUGGAUCAAAUAUUUUAAGUCCUUCGGAGUGACUGAUGAGCAUUUAAGAAAAUUAACCCACAAACAAGACACUCCUAGACCACAAUUUCUAAACGCCGAUAAGCACUUUUCUAGGGACAUUGCCCUGCGUCUGACUGCCCUCAGGGAAACCUUCGAAGAAGUAGGGAUCUUGAUCUGUACGAAUCAGAAUAGUUUCAAGAACUGGGAUUCAAAAUUAGACCACCCUUGUACCCUGCUUCUCGAGCCAAGCGAACGAUCUGAGUGGCAGCAUAGGGUUCACAAUAAUGCUUCACAGUUCCUGGAACUCUACAGGUAUCUCAAUGUCAUUCCUAACCUCUGGUCUCUCCAGGAAUGGUCCAUUUGGAGGACAGCAGCGACUGCCAAUCGAAAAUAUGACACAGUAUACUAUGUCACCACUCUGGAUAAAAAGGCCGAGGAGGUGAGUCUUCUGUUGGAACCGCACGAAGUGGCCUCAGCCCAUUGGAUGAGUCCUGCAGAGGCCUGGACAAGCUCUCAGGAUGGGACCAUUUGGCUUCCGUUUAUGCUACUCUACGAUAUUGCUCGAUUGAUGAACCUAAAUCGCUGGCAGGAGCUUCUCAAUUUUUCUCGUGAACGGAGCUCCAGAGGAACCACAAUGAUACAACCUGUUUACUUUCGCUGUGAUGAUUGCAUGUUUGGAGUGCUUCCAGGAGAUGAGCUAUAUCCCAAGGACCCCGGCGCUUGCACACAAUCGAUUAUAUUGCCGGGGUCAGUCAACGAAAUUCAUCAAAAGGCUCAACAGUAUAAUCGCUAUAUUGUAUACGAUUUCCACCAAGUGGUUCUGGCUUCCAAUGUCCCACCCAAUGAUGGUCACUUGCCACUGCAGCCACUGGUCAAUACCAAACUGUCAAAGUUGUAGUAAAAAUUAUAUUUUCUGGUUGUCUACAAGA